GCCGGUGGACGAGUUUUGUAGACGUCUUGUGAAGUGAGGAUUAAAAUGCAGUGUAGUUUAUUAUUUCUUUUGGCUGUGUGCGUUGGAAGUUUUGCUAGCAAAACUGAAUUGAAUGCGACACUAUUAGAAUGGUUUCCACCGUUCUUCAGUUUAGACGACUGGGGGUCGUGUCAGCGGCCUAUGGACAAAUACUGCAUCGUCGACGCCGUACUUCACUCUAGCAAACCUUCACCACUUCUUGAUGUUUUAGAAGUAUACUCGUCUGAGAUGUAUAAGCACUAUAAUAGAACACAGAUCCAUCGCGGUGUAUGCGUAUCAAGAUGUCCCGGGAAAAAUAAAACAGAUAGUUUAGUCGAAGCUGCUCAGAGCUGCAUCGACGAGAAUAUUAAGGCUUACGAUCUCGAGGCUGAAGUUGUAUCGGCGAAAUGGUGCAAUACGGCUGGCGUUUCGCGUGUGUCGCAGUCAGCGCGGGUCAUGGCGGUCGUAAUGGUUACAAUUUUGGUAAUAACUAUUGCAGCCACCAUUGUCAGUUUUGUGGAUCCAAAAAUGGGUAACAGAUAUUUAAUGGCAUUUUCUCUCAAGAAGAACUGGGAAAUUUUGACAUGCUCCAGAUCCAAUCCAAAUAGCGAUCCUCGUCUAAAAUGUUUCGCUUCUUUCGAUGGAAUUAAAGCAUUGGGUAUACAAAGUGUAUUUUUCACGCAUAUUAUAUUGAUACACGCGUAUGCGUACUCCGAUAAUCCAGAGUUCAUAGAAAGGUUCUAUGACCAGUUUCCGUGGAAGGUCCUGAUGAAUUCGCCACUCCUCCUCCAAGCUUUCUUCGUUUUGACCGGCUUCAUGACAGCUUACAUGGCGUUAAUAGUAUCUGAAAAACGAAAAAUUACUAUAUUAGGAUGCUUUUAUUCAAUAGUUAACCGUUGGUUCAGGUUAGCCCCAGUGGUGAUAUUUGUAUUAUGGUUCACCAUGGCCUGGUUCCCAUUGAUGGGAUCGGGCCCCCACUGGUCUUGGAUCGUGGAGAAGGAGGCCCAAGAGUGUUCAGAAAUCUGGUGGUACUACUUGUUCUUCGCACAAAACCUCAUCGGAACAGAGCGGUUUUGCUUGAGUCAUUUAUGGUAUGUAGGUGUUGACAUGCAGUUCCACAUCGUCGGUAUGCUGCUGCUAUUUGUUCUGGUUCGUUACCGAAAGAUGGCAUUACCAGUACUACUCCCCUUGUUCAUUGCUCCUGGUAUAGCAUCAGCCGCUGUCAAUUGGAUUAAUGAAUAUCCUCCCAUCAUUGCUGGACAGCCCCCAGAAGUACUUCGGAGACUAUUUGCAGACUGGCCUCGUACGACAAGUAUAUAUAUGGCACCCUGGAUGAACCCUGGAUUCUUUGCAGGUCUCGCCACUGGAUUUAUCCACUACUCCAACGAAGAAAAAGGAAUCAAACUGAAUGAAAAGAAGUGGUUCUGCACUCUCAGUCACAUAUCCAUGCAUCUGAGCAUGGUUGUCUCGGUAAUAGGAGUCAUCUUCAUGGCUGAUGACUUACCACCAUGGUGGGCCACGGCGGUAUACUCCGCCUUAGAUAGGAACCUGGUUGCUUUAUUCAUGAGCCUCCUCCUUUUGGGCUUCGCGAGUAACUGUCAAUCCAUUGCCCUCAAGAUAUGCUCGUGGCGAGGUUUUCGAGCUCUGGGAAAACUGUCAUACUGCGCGUAUAUUAUACACUUUAUCAUACUUCGUUUAAUUAUGGGAAGCAACACCAAUCUUGUGCACAUUUCUAUAUUUUCCAUGGUCUGUUACGUCAUCCUAACAACGAUCCUUACGUAUUUGGCGUGUGUCCCUGUGUACCUGAUCAUUGAGUUGCCAAUGGUCCAAUUGUGGAAGGCUAUAUUUGAGGCUCCAAGACGUUCACCUCCGGUGGAACCAAUCACAGUAAAGAUGGAACAAGCGAACAAUGGCCACGCAGAAGUGUAGUUGCAAACGAAACUGAGUAGAAUAAUUUAUUUAUAUAGAAUUGUUAAACCAAAUAAAUGGAGCCACGAGCCUGCUAUUUCAAUUGUCCAAAUGACUAAAAUUAAUUUAUAUAUUGCCGAUCACCUUACUUCGGCACAUACUAUAGUACGCAGGCAUGCAAAAGCAUUGACAUUUUGAAAAUAGUAGACUUGAAGCCAAGCUAGAAUAAGACGAGAACAAAACCAGAAACAUGUAAUGUUUCUCAAUAGCACUAAAAAUCUGAAAGAGCUUUUAACUUUCGAACUCGAACGAAUUCCGUAUGCGGUAAAUCUAAGUUUCAUAUUUGUGCCAAUUUUUCUCUUACAUAGGUUAUAUAGGUUUAUCAAAAAGUUAUGUUAACUAUAACUCUAUUUAAAACUUCAGCAAUAGGCUACACAAAAUUUCAGGACAUAUUAAUACCAAACACUCAAAGAAUUGCGCGGACUUUAGGGAUGGGCACAUGGAUAGCGUGUUGAAGGUUGUGCGAGUGACUUUGUGAGCAGUGAGCCUUCCCACACGAAGUCCCUAGGUUUCUAAAUUAUAGCAAAUAUCUUAGUAGCAUCGUUUUUUUCCUAUUAGAAGAUGCACAAUCUGCAUGUCUAAUUUGAGCGCGUUGAAGAGCUAUCUGGGCAUAUUUCAAAUGCUAGAAAAGUAAUUUUACAAUUGUUAAAAAAGGCAAAAGACAUCUUUUUUUACCUAAAAUUAGAUUAUUUAUUAAAAAAAGAUGUAAUAUUUUAUGUUUAAUUCGUUAUGUAAAUAUUGUAUUUUAUCUUAUGUCUUGUGAUCCUAGUUCAAACAUUUUAUUUUCACUCUUUUGUAUUAAAAUAUAAGAAAAAUAUUUUAUUUAUAUUCGCUUCGUAUAUAAUAUAUUAGUAAAACUUAUAUAUUUAUUUACUUAUUUUAGUCAGAUAUUUUUUAAGCCGAUAUUACAUUAGCGUGGUCUCUGGGUAUUCAAAACAACGUACUUCACUUUCAGUAGGAGUAUAAAUAAAAAUGACUGUAAUUUAAAAAUAUUGUAAGCAGGUAUCUGUAAGAUUAUAAAUUUUGUAAAUACAAAUUAUGUGUUUUCAUGACUUCCUUUGAAGGCCGAAUGUCAGGUACGACCUUGAAACUUGUAACUUAGAAAAUGUAUCUGCACAAUUGUCAGACAGAAAUAUGUAUUUUUAUACAAGUUGAAAAUGAAAGGGUGAGAAUUUUAAAAAGUUCUAUUUACAAAAUUAUGGAUCAGCCGUGCGAUUCUGUUA
Pieris napi is the source of this 3209-nucleotide messenger RNA. Its product is annotated as nose resistant to fluoxetine protein 6-like. NCBI's taxonomy places the organism in Eukaryota, Metazoa, Arthropoda, Insecta, Lepidoptera, Pieridae. The transcript has 13 exons. Bases 46 to 1947 code for a protein of 633 amino acids. The record is from RefSeq and is a predicted model, not a curated record. Gene Ontology annotation, molecular function: acyltransferase activity, transferring groups other than amino-acyl groups.